Molecule: messenger RNA, 2617 nt
Organism: Cicer arietinum (chickpea)
Lineage: Eukaryota; Viridiplantae; Streptophyta; Magnoliopsida; Fabales; Fabaceae
Biological process (GO): chromatin remodeling
Cellular component (GO): Ino80 complex
Source: RefSeq, a predicted model, not a curated record
ACUAAUCCGAAAAAUUCGCAGCUUGUUUGUAGUAUCGGCGAGUUCAACUUCCCGGAAAAUGGAAACGGAGUUGAUCCUCGGCCGCCAUUAACAGUAAAAAAAAAUCAUCCAGGUUUUCUUUGUUAUUUUCUUUCAAUUUUCUUGGACGCGAUUCAAACGCGACUUGCGACCGCGAUUCUACUAAAUUGCGUCGCAGCAGUAAAUAUCAACUCCUCACCGUGAUUCCCCGGUUAGCCUCUAAAACGGUUCAAUUAUCAACAUAGUUUAAUUUGUUAUCACUUGUAUUGUAAUUGAGACUGUUUUUCCUCAUUAGCAACUAGAAUUCUGAAUUGUUGUGUGUAAUACUAAUAACAUUGUUUGUAUAACAAGUUUUUAAUGGAAGAUUUAGGGUCUAACCGUUUUGAUGGUAUAACCACUGCUGUGAGAAGGAAGAGAAGCCAAACUUCUCGUCGGCCGCGGCCUGAUUCGCAGCCUGUUCCUGAUCCUGAAUUUCAUGAUGAACUGACUCCAUCAUCAUCAACACCUCCUUCAGAGGAUGUUGAUAAGGUCACUAGUGAUGAGAAUGUUGGUUAUGAUAAUGACAAUAAUACAAAAAGAAAAGAAUUUAAUCUGAAUCAGUGUGUUACUCAUACUUCUUCUGUUGUUGGAGCAGAAGAAGAUGAUGAUGAUAAAUUGCUUAGAAGAAAAAGUAAAAAAGAUGGAGGGUUCCAUGGAUUUUACAAUAGUGAGUCUGGACGUAGUGGUUUGUACAAUAGACGUAGUAGCGAAGGUGUUCUUGCUCCUGCGAAUUGGAAAGGUUCGAGUAAGGUUAAGGAUGGUUUGGAUUCGGAGUCAAAAAAUGCUGAUAUCUACGUUGGAAGGAAUUCUGAGAGUAUGAGUUUAGGGCAGUUUGGUGUUUCUCAGGAUGGAUUGGGGAAUGAGAAUAGGGUUAAGAAGGUUAAACUCAAGGUUGGUGGUGUGACGCGUACUAUACAAGCUAACUCUGCUUCUAAUAGUGCAUCGGGAAGUGGAUCGAAUUCAAAAAGCUCUCGGUUAUCGGAUGCCUCCAGACCGCGCCAAAAGCAACAGAGUAAUUCAGACGAUAAUAAUUCUCCAUCUGAUAAGAGGAGCGGCCUCCAAGGCCUUCCGUGGAAGGAUUUCUCAAGGGGUGGUUUUGGUCUUGGGAAGGGGGAGUCAUCGAUGGGGAAGAUAUCCGGAAAGAACACAUCUAGCAAGCAAGGAGACAAGUCUGAACCUGUUCGUAAGAGCAAGAGAGUACCCAAGAGACGAGUGCUGGAUGGGGAAUUCGGUGAUGACGAUGAUGCUGAUGAUGAGAUUCGCUACUUGGAAAAGCUGAAAACAUCAAAAGUUUCUGCAGUCUACAGAGACGAAGAAGAAUUAAGCAAGAAACAUCGAAGACUCUCUAGCGUCUCUAAUAUGGACAAUGCAGCCUCAUCAAGGUCGGGCAAAGACGGUAAGAAAAGGUCUAGAUCUGAUAGGCUGUAUGAGGAUACAGAUUAUGACGAUGAAGAGGAAUCAGGGUCUGAUGGAGAGCUUGAGGAUAAGAAAAAGAAAAAGCAGAGGAAGGAAUCUGUUGAUGUGUUGAUGGACAGUAAGAGGGAAAUGACUCUUACAACGCGUCAACGAGCCCUUCAAUCAAGCAAAGAUGCAUCUGCAUCUAGUACGAGUUUAAUUGAGUUUCCCAACGGAUUGCCUCCAGCCCCACCUAGAAAGCAAAAAGAGAAGCCUACGGAAGAGGAGCUGCUAUCAAAGAAAACUGAGGCUGCCAAUAGGCGUAAAGUGCAAGUUGAGAAGGCUGCUAGGGAAUCCGAGGCUGAAGCUAUCAGAAAAAUACUUGGUCAAGACUCCACCAGGAAAAAGAGAGAGGAUAAAAUAAAGAAGCGCCAAGAAGAACUGGCACAGGAGAGGGCAGCCAAUGCACAAAGGCUUGCAGCAAAUACCAUCAGAUAUGUGACGGGUCCCACUGGGACAAUUGUGACUUUUCCUGAGGAAAUGGGGCUCCCUGCGAUUUUUAACUCCAAACCUGUCAGCUAUCCUCCACCUCGCGAGUUGUGUGUUGGUCCAUCAUGUACGAAUCCAUAUAAGUACCGGGAUUCAAAAACCAAGGUUCCUCUUUGCAGUCUCGAAUGCUACAAGGCUGUCCACGAGAAGACUGCUGAUGAAACUGCUGUACAGGAGAAGACUUCUGAUGAAACUGCUGUCCAGGAGAAGACUACUGAUGAAACUGCCAGAUGAUGCUGUCAAUAGCCCUCCAUUGCUGGCUUGUAUUAUUAGUUAUAUGUCACCAUAGAAAUUUUUAUAUAUGAUAUAGACUUUUAGGCUAGAGCAAUUGCGCGUUGAGCGUUUGGCAGAGUAAUCAUAUUGCGGAUUAUUCAUUGCUCCAUUAUGCAUUUUUUUAAAUGUUGGUAUAAGAGGUUCUGUGAUAAUAGUAUACAGUCAAGUUGAAACGGAUACAGGAUGUACAUACCUGUCUUUUUCCGUUUCUUACCCAGGUUUUUUAGCAGCAAUGCUAGAUAGAAGUCAUUUUGGCAAUAGCUUGCAAUGCAGACGGUAAAAGGAACUUCUAAAAUUUUCUUUGAAUGAAUGACAUUUAUAAUAGUUGGUACUUGUGUUGGUA